UACCGUCAGUGCUUCCCAGGUGGACACUCCUUUAUAAUGAGUGCCCACAGGACAAAACCAUCCUAAUAGUUAAUUCCAAUCUGUUAAGGAUCUUCCUUUAACCAAAUCGUGGUUUUCUUUUCCUGAAAUUUGAUUAAACAGCUAAUAAGAAGUCAUUUGACUCAUUGUCAUUACACUUAUUUACGGAAAAUUCAUAAACCACAGAAAGAAACAAUUUGCAAUUAGUUGAAGAGGGUAGUGAAACUUACAAACUUGCAAUCAGAUUUCAUAAACCCAUUACACGGUUCACUUUUAGAGAAAGAGAAAAAAUGGCAAAUGGAGAUGAAGUUAGUAACAAUCAAAUUUUAUUUAGAGAUUACAUUUCUGGGUUUCCAAAAGAAACAGAUAUGAUACUAAGUACAUCAGCUACCAUUAAAUUGAAAGUUCCUGAAGGAUCAAAUUCUGUUUUGUUGAAGAAUCUUUACUUAUCUUGUGAUCCUUAUAUGAGAUGCAGAAUGACCCAAUCUGACAGUUAUGUUGCUGCUUUUACUCCUGGUUCACCAAUCACUGGAUAUGCCGUUUCCGAAGUCUUAGAUUCGGGAAACCCAAACUUCGAGAAAGGUGAUUAUGUCUGGGGAUUUGCUGGAUGGGAGCAGUACAGCCUCAUCAAGAACCCUGAUCCUUCGUCCCUAAGGAAAAUAAACUACACUGAUGUACCUCUUUCAUAUUACACGGGAAUCCUGGGUAUGCCUGGUAUGACUGCUUAUGUUGGGUUCAAUGUGCUUGCUUCUCCUAAAAAGGGAGAAUCUGUAUAUGUAUCGGCUGCAUCUGGUGCAGUUGGACAGAUUGUUGGUCAAUUUGCAAAGAUGAUGGGUUGUUAUGUUGUUGGAAGUGCCGGAUCAAAUGAAAAGGUUGAUUUGUUGAAGAACAAGUUUGGAUAUGAUGAUGCUUUUAAUUAUAAAGAAGAGGCAGACUUGACUGCAACUUUAGAAAGGUACUUUCCUAAGGGGAUUGAUAUUUACUUUGAGAAUGUGGGUGGAAAAAUGCUCGAGGCUGUGCUCCCAAAUAUGGCUGUCCAUGGUAGAAUCCCUGUUUGUGGAAUGAUUUCACAGUACAAUCUUCAGAAACCCGAUGGGGUUCACAACUUAACACAACCUGUCCUGAAACGUGUUCGUAUGGAAGGGUUCAAUGUUUCAGAUCACUUUCACCUUUACCCAGAGUUCAUGGAAUUGAUGAAGCAGUAUUUCAAAGAUGAAAAGUUAACUUAUGUUGAAGAUAUGGUGGAAGGUCUUGAGAGUGCUCCUGCUGCGUUAAUUGGUCUCUUUACCGGCCAAAACAUCGGGAAACAGGUAGUCAAAGUUGCUCAUGAAUGAUAAACUUCAUAGGGUGUGAACCAGAUGGCAGUUGCUGUUAAUACCCCUAGUAAGUGAUUAGCUAGUGAAUUGUGUUAUCCAUGAAAUAGUUUUCCUUUUCUACUCUUUUGUUGUUAUCCGUGUGGUAAAGUCACCGGGUGAUGAUAACAGUGACCUGAGUUCGAAACUUUGUCCUUGUGGUCCCUUGUAGUUUCCAUCUUCUUUCAACAAAUUUCUCAUCCUUCACCCAUCCAA
Messenger RNA from Papaver somniferum (opium poppy), 1586 nucleotides. RefSeq names its product 2-alkenal reductase (NADP(+)-dependent)-like. Gene Ontology annotation, molecular function: 2-alkenal reductase [NAD(P)H] activity. The coding region runs from base 309 to 1352 and encodes 347 amino acids. The record is from RefSeq and is a predicted model, not a curated record. The transcript is spliced from 5 exons. Lineage: Eukaryota; Viridiplantae; Streptophyta; Magnoliopsida; Ranunculales; Papaveraceae.